CCCUAUGCAGUGCAAAUGGAACCUGUAGUGCAAUACUCUCAGAAAGAUCCGCUAUACGAUCCUACUCAUGAUAACCUAGUAGAAGCCGUAAACCAAAACGAAAUUUAUGCCCAACCUAAAAUACUCAAUAUUCACGAUGAAGGACCUGAAAGUUCUUUUGGACCUCCUUACGGAGCACUGCCAACGGCUCCACUUUAUAGUGGAGAAUCACACCCUCACUACAUCGAAGCUCCUGAACCGAUAAUCGAAAUUAUUAUUAAAGAAUCAAACGAAUCCUUACCCGCACCACCAGCAGCACCUGUACAUAAAAAGAAAAAGGAACCAGUUCAUGUUUUCUAUGUGAAAUACAGCAAAGAUCCCCAUUCUAAAGACAAAGUUAUUUAUGAAAAACCUAUUCCAGCUAUCACCCCACCAUCUAAUGAAGAAGAUGAACACCAUGAAGAUUAUAUUACUGUGACUCCACAACCUCAUUAUAUCCCUUCGGAAUCAACCACGUUGAGAGCUAUUAUUAAACCAGAGUCAGAAGUAUAUCACAGUAACAGCAAUGUUAGAAUAACAUUUGGAAAUGGUGAUCAUCAUUACGGUUAUAGACGAGAGGAGCAUCAUCAAGGCGAAGAUAGGGAAGAAACGGCUCCUAGACCAGCAAUUGCUUUACCAAAUUCACAACCAACUGAAGUGCCAACAGGCAGAUCAGCAUCACCUAAAACACAAUAUGAUCAUGAAACUAAACACUUCAGUCAGUCUAGUCAUCAAGUGUAUCAACCUGGACAACAGGCACAAAGUCGUAUACAAUUCCAACAACAGCCACAACUAAAUCAUGAACCCCAACUACCAAGACAAGGGCCAUCAGUUGCACCUUUUAGAGUUCAAGCUCCCCGUCAACCUUUUGGUCCUGCUAUAUCCCUAAGACCUUCAUUUUCAAACGUUUCUCCCAGUCCUAGUCAACAAUUCGCAAAUGUUAAUCCAACAAUUCCUGGUCCGGUAGGGCCUAUUUUCUCAACAUUCCCCAGGCCAAAUAAUCCUCCAGCAUUUCACUCUCGCCAAAACAAUCCACCAUCCUUCGGACCAAGACCACAUUUUAGUGGUCCGCCAAGAGUUAGCUUCCAUCCAGGACCACAAAGACCACAACAGCAAUUUUUCGAUGAAGCAAAAUACUUGCAAGAAAAUUAUCACACAAUAACAACAGAUCAAGUAAAUCCUCCAAAGCAGCAAUUGUUACCUAACAGACAAGUUCAGAACUUUAAUCUUACUCCUAAACCUAACCCAAGUCCAGCUCCAGGUCAUUUCUCCGAACAUCAGAGCCGACCUCAACAUAUAAUUCCUUUUAAUCAACAAUUACCUCAGCAAAGACCACCACUAGUCUUUGAUAACAAUAAACAAAAACCUGCAUUUACAGUAACCCCAACCAGAUCUCCAUUUUUUAAUUUGAAACCCUCUCCACCCCAUAUUGAGGAUAAUCGCCCUCCUUUUCAACGCCAGCCCCUUCCCCAUCCAUCUCAACAACAUGUUACUUUCCACCAGGGCCCUCAGAUACAGUCACAACUAAGACCUUCAAUUCAACUCGCUUCUCAGGAUAGUCACCCACAAAACAUAUAUCUUACAUCUCCUUCGUCUACGCCAUCUCCAAUUUCUCAUAACCAGUUCCUCCCACAACCGUCAUCGACCCCCUUAUUUAGUUUCCAACCGUCACCCAAUUCUAACCAACCUCAAAACUUCCAUCAACAAAGCAUAUCCACUGGAAGACCACAAAGCCCAUCGGAAAGACCUCAGACUGCCACCCAAGAAAUAUCUAAUCUAGAACACCAACAAAAUGUUCAACAAUUCGUACCUAAUGGUGGAGAAUUAGUUGCGUCCAUACCACGAUAUGAACAACAUAUAACGGUAAAUGGACCAAAUGACCAACCCAAUUUUAAUAGUGGCUUGAACAUUAUAAGCCAACCGACACCAACAGUUAGUCUUGUUGAACAACAAUCCCAACCGCAAUAUGUAGAUGCGGAGCAAGAGCAAGUUAGACAACAAUUAGCCCAAAAUGUAAGAAAACAACAAGAAGAAAUCCAGCGCUUGCAACAUCAACUGCAGUUUGCUCAACAUCAUCAACAGCAGCAACAGAAACAACAGCAAGAGCAGCAGCAACAGCAGCAACAAAAACAUCAGCAGCAGCAACAACAACAUGAUCAUCAACAGCAGCAGCAGCAACAACAGCUGCAGCAACAACAGCAGCAACACCAGCAGCAGCAACAACAGCAACAACAUCAGCAACAGCAACAACAACAGCGACAACAAGAUGAAUAUGAACAAAGAUUAAAUCAAUAUAAUCAACAGCAAUUACAACAAGCUGCAGCAAAUAGUCAGUAUGUGCAAGAAAGAUCCAGAUUGCAACCUGCCUAUGUAACAAGUACGGCACCUACUGAAUAUUACCAAUCAACUUCUAGGAGUGUAGAAAUUAAACCUACGACUCAAAAAUAUGUAUCUUCCACAGUAAACUCUGUCAGCUCUGAUUCCCAGAAUGAACAAAAGAAGAGACCUACAAUUGAGUUACCCGAUGAAGUUCCAGAUGAUUUACGGCAACAAUUGCUCUCUUCUGGUAUUCUAGACAACGCUGACAUAAGUGUGCUUGACUAUGAUAAAGUAGGUGAGACUCCUCUCGAAUCACUGCCACCGGAUCAAUUGGCAAACUUUUUCAGCGCUGGAGGUGGUCAACAAAUAGCUGCGAGCGAGCAUAGACCUAUUGUUGUCAAACCAAGCGGAGAUAGAAUAGAAUCUAGAAUAGAUGAAAAUAUUGAUGAAGACGACCAAGAAAUUGCUGCAUCGGAGAAUUUGCCAAGCAUUGUAGCACCUCCUCAAAAUCAAGCCGUAGAAAUGAAAGUUGUACGUUUUGACCCAAAAACCGCGGAAGGUCAGAAAAUAGCUAGUGACUAUGUAAAAGAAGAUGCUACCCAAGUGGAUCCAGUGGCGUUGAAUGACAAAAAAUAUAACAGGUACUUACCUCUAAAAGUCAGCGGCAAUCAAUUUCCCUUACCUGACGUAUUGAAAGGUAGAAAAAUAACAUCUGUUGUGGUCUUAGCUCCGGUUCAAACGGAAAGUUUGGAUAGCGAGCACUCUAGAGCGGAACGUUCAACAACUGAUAGUUUAAGAGGAAUAAAAUUUGUUGCUGGAGAAAGCCUAAAUAAACUUUUGAAGAAACCAACAAAAGACAAUUUUGAGACUUGGCUAGAGACGGAAAAACGAACUGCGUCUGAUGAACAGUCCGUUAUUCUUCUAGUAACCGGAAAUGACGGAACCCCAGAAGACAGGGAAAUCUUCAUGUACGACAUCGCAACAGGCAACGUUAACAAGCUCAGUGGUGAUCUCUCAAAUGCAUUCGUUGAAGCAGCAGAAAAUAAUUCUUUAAGCAAAGAUAUUGAAGAAUUGGCCAUUCAAGGGGAAGGCACGCCCGAAAACUUUAAUAAAGAAAAAGAUGACGCCAUUGCAGAGGGAUCAGAUAAUGUGCCAUUAUUUGUAGAUUUAUCCGGAGUUAAGUUAGAUAAAGACAAUAAGGGUGUGUUGAUAUCAUCAGGAUACAGUAAAACGAAACGUGGCCGGACCUUUAGGAGACAUUGA
Molecule: messenger RNA, 3600 nt
Organism: Pararge aegeria (speckled wood butterfly)
Lineage: Eukaryota; Metazoa; Arthropoda; Insecta; Lepidoptera; Nymphalidae
Exons: 2
Coding region: 16-3600 (1194 amino acids)
Source: RefSeq, a predicted model, not a curated record